CUCGACACCUCCAUUCUCCCCGAGAUGGGCUCGCUUGGCCUCCUUGGGCCCACUAUUCAAGGCUACGGCUGUGCGGGCGUAAGCAGCGUCGCCUACGGACUCAUCGCUCGUGAGAUCGAGAGAGUGGACUCGGGCUAUCGCUCUACGGCAUCUGUCCAGUCGUCCCUCGUCAUGCACCCUAUAUAUGCAUUUGGAUCGGAGGCGCAGAAGGAGAAGUAUCUGCCUGCUCUAGGAAAGGGAGAACUCAUCGGCUGCUUUGGCUUGACCGAGCCCAAUCACGGCUCUGAUCCAGCGGGCAUGGAGACCACUGCCGAAGAGGCACCCGGGCAGGGUGGUUUCAUUCUCCGCGGCUCGAAGACGUGGAUCAGCAAUGCGCCUGUUGCUGACCUGUUUGUCAUCUGGGCCCGAUGCAAGUGGGACCAGAAGGUCCGCGGCUUCUUAGUUGAGAAGGGCACGCCAGGUCUAUCUGCCCCGGCGAUCAAGAACAAGCUUGCGCUGCGCGCGUCGCUCACGGGUUCUGUCUUCCUGGAUAGCGUCAAAGUGUCACAGGAGGCGCUUUUGCCAGGGUCGAGAGGCCUGGGUUCGCCGUUCAGCUGCUUGAACAAUGCAAGGUACGGCAUAUCAUGGGGCGUCAUGGGCGCCCUCGAGGACUGCAUCGCACGUGCCCGGGAAUACGCGCUCGAGCGGCAUCAGUUUGGCCGCCCGCUCGCGUCGUUCCAGCUCGUACAGAAGAAACUCGUUGACGCGCAGACGGAGGUCACCACGGGGCUGCUCGCGAGUCUGCAGGUCGGCCGUCUGAAAGAUGCGGGGAAAGUUGCGCCGGAGAUGAUCAGCUUGGUGAAACGGAAUAACUGUGGCAAGGCGCUCCAGCAUGCACGCGUCGUAAUGGACAUCCUGGGUGGGAACGCGUGCGCAGAUGAGUACCACAUCGGCAGGCAUGUAGCGAAUCUGCAGGUGACGAACACGUACGAAGAUGAUAUCCAUACCUUGAUUCUGGGCAAAGCUAUGACGGGCAUUCAGGCGUUUGCGAACUGAUCGCGCACGAGCCGUCUUACCUACUAAUCUCUGACAUGUACGGUAGCAGUCACUGGAAUGUUUCCUGGGACCCAAUGCCAUAGGGAGAGAGAAAUAAAUACAGGUGUAUUAUGCUC
Molecule: messenger RNA, 1151 nt
Organism: Gloeophyllum trabeum ATCC 11539
Lineage: Eukaryota; Fungi; Basidiomycota; Agaricomycetes; Gloeophyllales; Gloeophyllaceae
Product: acyl-CoA dehydrogenase NM domain-like protein
Exons: 11
Biological process (GO): fatty-acyl-CoA biosynthetic process; fatty acid beta-oxidation using acyl-CoA dehydrogenase
Cellular component (GO): mitochondrial inner membrane
Molecular function (GO): flavin adenine dinucleotide binding; fatty-acyl-CoA binding; glutaryl-CoA dehydrogenase activity
Source: RefSeq, a predicted model, not a curated record